AUACAGAGUAGUACUCUGUAUGCUUAUAAUUACAAAAUAAAAGGUUAACCACAACAAAAUAUUGUGAAAGAGAACUUUUUUUUAUUUUAAUUGUGUGAUAAAAUAGUUAAUUGCUAUCAUUAGAUGAUACUUAUCAUUUAGAGCUGACGUCAAUAGUUUGUUUCUCUUUAAAAGUUUUAAAAAUAUAAUAUUGCUAAAAAAUGAAUGAUGAACAGAAUUCUAAAAACAUUUCUCAAAAGAUCGGAUUUAUUGGUGGAGGAAAUAUGGCCAAAGCAAUCUGUGAAGGAAUUGUAACAAAUGGUCUAGUAACAUUUGACCAAAUUUACGUGUCAGGACCACGUCUUAAAAAUCUAGGUUGGUGGAUCGAACAAGGCUGUAACACUUACCAGGAGAAUGAAAAAGUUGUCAGUAAAGCUGAUAUUAUUUUUAUUUGCGUAAAACCCCAUAUAUUAGAAACAGUAACUAGCGAGCUGAAAUCUACAUUUUCAAGAAAUAAGGAGGUACUACCAUCAAAAUUGUAUGUUUCAGUUUUAGCGGGAAUAUCUCUAGAAACUUUAAAUAAAGAACUUGAAUCAUUACAUGGGAGAAUUAUACGAAUAAUGCCUAACACGUCAAUGGUAGUUGGAGAAGGUUGUACUUUAUUGAGUCCAAGCUCUUCAGCUACCGAUGCAGAUAAAGAACUUGUUUGUGGAAUUGUAUCUGCAACAGGAUUAUGCAAGGAAGUACCAGAAGAUUAUAUAAAUCAUCUUGGAGCAUUAACAGCUAGUGGAUCAGCUUUUAUUUACAUGAUUUUAGAAGCAUUAGCAGAUGGAGCAGUUAAAAUGGGAAUUCCUAGAGCACUAGCAACAGAAUUGGCAGCUCAAACAAUUUUAGGUGCAGGAAAAAUGGCAAGAGAUGCAGGAAAACAUACUGCUCAAUUGAAAGAUGAAAUAUGUUCACCAGCUGGUACAACAAUACAAGGAGUUCAUGCUUUAGAGAAACACGGGAUCAGAGCUGCUUUUAUAGAAGCUGUUGAAGCGACUGCAAAAAGAGCUGUGGAAAUAGAAAUUGCAAAUAAAAAAUUUAACUAAUCAAAAUUAUAUGAAGAUUCAAGUAAAUUAAUUCUACAGACAGAUUUUAAAUAGCAAUAUUUGAAUUUUUAUUAAAGUAUUUUAUUUUUAUAUUUUCUGUUAUGCUGCAAUAAAGGAAUAUUUUAAUUGUU
Messenger RNA from Diorhabda sublineata, 1201 nucleotides. RefSeq names its product pyrroline-5-carboxylate reductase 3 (gene P5cr). The record is from RefSeq and is a predicted model, not a curated record. Gene Ontology annotation, molecular function: pyrroline-5-carboxylate reductase activity. The transcript is spliced from 3 exons. The coding region runs from base 201 to 1070 and encodes 289 amino acids. Gene Ontology annotation, biological process: L-proline biosynthetic process. NCBI's taxonomy places the organism in Eukaryota, Metazoa, Arthropoda, Insecta, Coleoptera, Chrysomelidae.